This is a messenger RNA of Tympanuchus pallidicinctus (lesser prairie-chicken), 2698 nucleotides long. RefSeq names its product spermatogenesis associated 17 (gene SPATA17). Gene Ontology annotation, biological process: mitotic cell cycle; establishment of meiotic spindle localization; spindle organization. Gene Ontology annotation, molecular function: protein binding. NCBI's taxonomy places the organism in Eukaryota, Metazoa, Chordata, Aves, Galliformes, Phasianidae. The record is from RefSeq and is a predicted model, not a curated record. The transcript has 10 exons. Gene Ontology annotation, cellular component: spindle pole. The coding region runs from base 105 to 1196 and encodes 363 amino acids.
CCUGGCCAGCAGCGCCGCGGGAUACGCCGCUCCUCCCCGCGGGCUUGCAGAGUGGUGCGGCCCCGUUGCCAUGGCGGCUGUGGCGUCGGAAGGGCGGGGGGAGCAUGGCCGCGCUGGUUCGGCUGGAGGCGAGGCUCUCGCGGCUGCGAGAGGAGUAUUUCCUCAAGAACAGAUCUGUGGAUGAAGACAGAAAAACAGUGUACAAAGCUGCUGUCAAAAUUCAGAGCUGGUUUCGAGGAUGCAGAGUCCGAGCCUAUCUGAGAUAUCUGACCAAAAUGGCGAUUUCUAUACAGAAAUGGUGGAGAGGUUAUCAAAGCAGAAGAUACUUCAGAAAAAUGAUUAAGACAGCAUAUUUUAUUAUGAAGAUGAAUUUCUACAAUGAAAUGGCUGUCAGGAUUCAGAAGAGAUGGAGAGGGUAUUAUGUCCGAAAAUAUACCCAUAAUUACUAUGCACUGAAGAAGUACCUGGGAGCCAUUUCUCUGAAUAAUGAGAUUGUCAGGAAUGAACUCCAAGAGUAUGCAGAAAUGAAUGAAAAGGAAAAGAAGAAGAAAGACCUAGAAAAGAAAGAAAAGGAAAAGAAAUACAAAGCCCGAAAGAUGCAUUACCUCCUUAGCACUGAGCAGAUUGCAGGCAUAUACAAUUCACCAUUCAGAAAAUCCCCAGAUCCGAUGGAACUACUGCUCCGGCAGUCAAAGCCAUUGAGCCACAAGCAGCAGCGAGUGAAGAGUCCCUUCACAUAUGAUCUCUAUGACUGGCCAACUUGUAAAAGACCUCCAACUUUCCCCACAGGAGAGGCCCUGCCGCCCAUUGGCAGACAGAAACCUCAGGGGCCUUUCCGUGAUACCGCUGAAGUAUUGCGGCAACGCUACAAGCCUUUGGAACCAACACUGCGAGUGGCAGCAUCAAUCAGUUCACCACUAGAGAAGGCCAGAGAGGAAAUGAAAAGGGAGGAAUGGAGAAAAUGUAUACAUGACAAUGAAUUUUUGCCAUUUUCUUCAUAUCAUAAAAAUGAGAAGUAUGACCUGUCAAUUCAUGCAUCAGAAAAAAUUGGCAAAGAAACUUACGGAAUUAAGCAUUUCCGAGAAGUACAGCCUAAAAAGUGGAUAGCAGGCAAGGACUUUCAAACUGUGUUACCAUCGAUUGUUCUCUUCGAGAAAUUUGGAAAAACUUACUCAAAAGCUGGACAAAUAGUGUAAUCAUUCUGUAAACUAUGCAAUGUAAGACACUUGAUAAGUAAUCAAUAAAUGUAAUACAGCAAAUGCACAGCAGUAUGUUGACUGAAUGUCCCAUAAAUUACCUUUUUGUUAUGUAUACUAUGUCUCAAAUACUGUUAAUUGAUUUUGCUUGAUAUUUAAGCAAUACAGCUUUCAACAUUAAUCAAAGGUGGGGGUUUUUUUGUGCGAGCUUUUGAAAAAGAAGUCAGUAUUAUCUUAGGAAAAUUGAAUGACACUUAGAAACUAUUUCUGAACAUGCUUUUAUUUAAAUGCAAAUUAUUUAUAAUACAAAACUAGAGAAAUCAAGUAAAAGAUUCCAAAACACACUUAUUAGGGGUUUGCAAGUGAAGCUAGCUCUAAAAAAGUGAAAAAUUAAGAAAAGUUAAAAUAAAAAAAAGUUAAGACUAUUUUUUUUUCUUUCAACUACAGAUUUACUCGUUUCAUCAUUGUUCUUCAUCAUUUUCUCUAUUAAUCUACAUCCUUUUUGAAAUCCAUCUUUUCAGAGGGACAGUGGAAUUAGGUAGGCUGUUUAAAUAUAAGAUGCUAUUUUAAAAUAUUUUAAGUCCUCUGUGGGUGAUAUAACUUUACUGUUGAAUAAUGAAAGUUCUGUCAGCUCCAAAUAUACCUUAUUCUUAAAUCACUUUUUCUAUAUCUACUUAAUUUUCUUUGUCAAUGUCCUGUGUUAAGCAGCAUUUUACAUAGUAACGUAUUUGUGUGAUGUCUAUCAAAGAACAUAUGUGAUCUCAAAACUGGAAUUAGACUGCUGUGUUUUCUAGCAUGCAAUUCAACUGCAAAAAGUUGAAUAUCUUCAAAGCUCAUUAAUUUCUAAAGACUCCAAGAAGUUCAGCAUUUUGUCAAGACCAGAUCAUAAAUUCAAAGUGCACAAGUGAGUUUUUACAGGAGUUUUCAGUUACCACACUCUCUCUUCAGUUCAUUUGAAUGUGUUUGAAUCAAGUAGUAUUUUAUCAGAUACUAUUUGAUUAUAGUGUUUGAAUCAGAUAUUCAGUGAUAGGCUUUUUAUUACUGAAUUUUGUUUUAUUAUUUUCUUGUCCUCUCCAAGUGUUCAGGAAAACUCUAUAGGAUGUAGAUUUAUGUAAACAUGUCCGAGCACUUUCUGAACUAGGAUUCACAAAUUUCACUUCCAUAAGAUUUCAGCUGUUUGCCACUGUGGAAAAGUUCUAGAGCUACGCAAGAGUGAAAGCUCUUUCAGUUCCACUGCAGUAGGUUAUGAGUUUCAGUAUUGGCUGUAGUGUUGCUACUUUUUGGAAUUUGUGAUUUUCAAGGUUUGAAAAGUUUCUUGUUCUACAUGGAAAUGUGAAAUUCAUUCUGAAAAGUGAGAAGGAGACACCUCAGUGGGUGAGUCUCCCCAUUAAGAUUUAAUCUCAUCAAAUGUAUUCAGAGUGCUUUAGUCGUUUAUAGAGGGGAUUGAGCAUGAUACAUUUUUGCAAAACUGUUGAUAAAUAAAGAUGCCACAGUAAUUUUUA